Molecule: messenger RNA, 4640 nt
Organism: Anguilla anguilla (European eel)
Lineage: Eukaryota; Metazoa; Chordata; Actinopteri; Anguilliformes; Anguillidae
Gene: tnk1
Product: tyrosine kinase, non-receptor, 1
Exons: 14
Coding region: 408-2657 (749 amino acids)
Biological process (GO): protein phosphorylation
Molecular function (GO): protein tyrosine kinase activity; protein binding; ATP binding
Source: RefSeq, a predicted model, not a curated record
GGUAGAAGCAGAGCGAGGCGGAGGAGGAGGGAGAAAGAGGUGGAGAGGGUAGUAGAACAAAAGUUUGGAAUUUGGUUUCAUAGUUUUUUCUUACUUUUUUUUUAAGUAGUGAAAAGAGAAACACGGAAGGCGAAAGAAUCAUCAGAAUCUGAAGCCAGAACUCCACCGUUAUCAUGAUCCUGGAAAGAAACUUAAGUUAAAUUAAGAUGGGAGGCGGAAUGAAAAAAACCCGGGACGGCAAGCCGUAAGGCGGAAUAAGUGAACUUCAUGUUUUUAUUGCUUAACUAAAAUACAUUAUUCGAUAUUUUGAUUUUGGAGAUAGACGCGGAGUUUGAACGUAAAGAAAAAACACUGCGGAAGCGAGUCGUCGUUUGUUUUGCCAAAGUCAUGUGGUGCCUGGCUAUGAAAUGGUGAUGGACCAGGACACACACUGGCUGUACCAACUGCUGGCAGACGUCCAGUUGGAGCGGUUCUACCUCCGUGUGCGGGACGGUCUGAAUGUGACCCGGAUAGAACACUUUGCCUAUGUGAAGGAUGCUGACCUUGAGCAGAUUGGCAUCGGGAAACCUGGUCAGAGGAGACUAUGGGAUGCAAUCAAACGGCACAAAGUCACCACACGCCCAAAAUCAUGGAUGUCGAAGGUCUUCAGUGGGCGUUUCCCAGAGGGAAGUGACCAAUGGAGUGGGAUGGGGACAGGACAGGGGCAAGAGACAGGGCGGUCCCCCACCUGUCUUAUCCAGGACACAGAUCUGUUACUGGGGGAGAAACUGGGCUCUGGGUCUUUUGGAGUGGUACUGAAAGGGGUGUGGCAGACCCCAACUGGACGUGUGCUGCCAGUGGCAGUGAAGUCUCUGAGAAGCAGACAGACAGACUCACUCACAGAUUUUCUCCAGGAGGUGAACACCAUGCAGUCUCUGGACCACCCCAACAUUAUCCGUCUUUACGGAGUGGUGCUCACACAGCCCCUCAAGAUGGUGACAGAGCUGGCAGCGCUGGGCUCCCUGUACGACACCCUGCGCGCUCGCCAGAACGAGUACCCGCUGUUCCGCCUCUGGCUCUUCUGCACCCAGAUCACGGCAGGGAUGGAGUACCUGGAGGGGCGGCGCUUCAUUCACCGGGACCUGGCGGCGCGGAACGUGCUGCUGGCCUCCCGCGAGCUGGUCAAGAUCGGAGACUUCGGCCUGAUGCGAGGCCUGAGCCAGGACACGGACCACUAUGUCAUGAACGCACACAGGCGCAUCCCUUUUGCUUGGUGUGCCCCUGAAAGUCUGCGCGUAGGCUCCUUCUCCCACGCUUCUGAUGUGUGGAUGUUUGGGGUUACUAUGUGGGAGAUGUUCACGUACUGUAUGGAACCCUGGCUUGGGAUGUCUGGUCGACAGAUUCUCUUUCGUGUGGAGCGAGAGGGGGAGCGUUUGGAAAGACCGCUGGACUGUCCCCAGGAGCUGUACACUGUGAUGCGCCGGUGCUGGGCCUGCAGCCCGUCUGACCGGCCCUCCUUCUCCCAGCUCACCACAAUGGUGGCAGAGGCCCGGCCAAUGGAGGUUCGUGCCUUGAGGGACUUUUCUGAACCACGAAAACUGCCCUUACAGACCAAUGACAUGGUGACUGUCGUAGAUCAUGGUCUGGAGCUGUCUGAAUGGAGAGGCCAGAAUCAUAAGACUCUGUGUGUGGGCUUGUUUCCUGCCAGCAUAGCUGCCCCCUUGAUUCCCACCCCUGCCCCUGCUCCUGCCCCCGCCCCUGCUCCUACCCCUGGCUUUAUCUCUGUUCCCUUGAGGGACAGUCUGCAGCACAUGGGUCAUGGAGAUGUCCACCCAGACCGCUGCUGGGGGAUGCCUGGACGUCUGGAUGAGACUGCAAACUGGAGGAGUGCAGGAGUGCCCAGAGAGAAGGAGAGUUCCAACCUACAGAGAAUGGCAGGCAUUUCUCGAAGUUUGGAGUCAGUUCUUGGUGGGGCCCAGCACGGGGGUCAGGGUGGAUGGGGCAGGAUGGAGAACAGAAGACCUGGUCCCAAACCCCCAUCCCACCCGUUCCAGGACCCAAGGAGGCUUAGCGACGCAGGCUGUGGGCCACCUCCCCGCCCACCCCCGCCCAACAUCAAACGCCCAAAGCCCUUGGUGCAAAUCCGGGAGCGCAAGCCUAAUGUAAAUUCAGGCCCCGGCAUGUGGCCUCCACAGCAGCAGCAACCACCUCAGCAGCAGACUAUGGGGGUUAGCAACCUGACCAAGAUGGCCCACAUGGCCCGAUCCACCCCCCAGCUGGAUGAUUUUGGAGAGAAGGAGAAGGACAGGGAGAGAGAGAGAGACAGAGAGAAGGAGAGGGAGAGGGAGAGGGAGAGAUACCCACCUCAUGUGCAGAAUGAAAAGGCAGCGCUGAUAGCACAGGUUCAGGAGGCGGUACAUGGAGUGACCAUUGAGGAGGUUCGGAAUGCUCUUCGCCGUAAUGACUGGAACCCAUUGAGGGCUGAGCAGCAGCUAAAGACAGAGCAGCUGUACUUCAUGAGCAUGUGUUCCCGAGAAGACUGUAUUCGCAUCCUCUCUCGGCACCAGUGGGACCUACAGCAGGCCAGCCGCUACUUGCUCAGACUGGCACGGGAGGGAGACCGAGGAGGAGGAGGAGGAGGAGAAAGGGAGGGACUGGCUGGCACCGACAGGCACUGAGUUUGAAGGGGGCAGGAAGCGAGCAGAAACGUGGAAGAUUUCAAAUGUGUGAAGAGGGUUGAUGACGGCAAGACAGCCUGCUAAGCACUGUGGAACGAGAGGUGGACCAGCAAGAGACCUGUGAACAACAGAUACACACUGUCACACACCGGGAAGUAGCACAUGACCUGACCAGUUUAAUUCUACGUGCAUUACUAGCAGGAUGGACACCCUCUCAAUUUCUCUUAACGCUCAAAAUUCUUGUCCAGUGCCACAGCACUCACCGAUAAUUGAACUGAGAUGGGGCAGCGGUGUACCGCACAUGCCAAUGGUAGAGCUUUACACGCCACUUUAACCUCUUCCACAGGUCCAGGAAAUGCACAUCUACACACCCUUAACUGAGCAGGUGACAUGCAAAGUUGCAAUUGCAUAUACAAAACACAGAAAAUCUCUCUUGCUAUUGAAGGCGUGUGCAGAAUGUCGUAUGAAAUGGAUCAAAUGUAGUCCUGUGACAUUGUACACACUGUCACACACUACACAUGAAUGGACAUAUGACGGAAUUGCAAAUUAAUCUUCUAAUGGAGAUACGAAAUUACAUCAUAGUGUUUGCAUUUUACAAACAUGCUGUUAUUCACAGCUCUUAAUUUGCAGACUAUGGAAGGCAAAACAUUUUCUGUUGGCCUUUUUUUUAGAAUAAAAUGACAAAAUAAAAUCUGUUUUCAGUAAUAAUGUUCUUGAAUAAAUCAGAUGUACAUAUGGGACAUUUCUAUUUGGUGAAUAAAACACUGGUAUUAAAUCAGACUGAAUGGAUUUGAAGAGGUGUGGAUAUUGAUAGGCCACUGUUUGAAAGUGAGACUGACAAAAACAAUGUAAUUGGGAAUGGAUCAUCAUGUUGUGUAUCUGUGUGUGUUUUGGAGGAGGGUCAGGGAGCUCCAGUAGUGAGCUCAAAUUAUUUUACAUACCCUUUAUUGCUGACUCUGCAUUUCACAUUUAAGUUCAUGUCUAUGCUUGUUGAGGAAGUGAACACAAUGGGGAAUCUAAGUACCUGUUUUUUGCUAUGAAUAGAGCAUACUAACGAUGAUUCAUUUUGGUCACAUUUAGUGAAACAUCACUCCUGGUCUACCUGAAAUAUUCAGAUCACCCUCUGUGGAAGGAUUUUCACAUUUAUAUUCUUGAAAAUCUUUUUAUUCCCAUUUUUAAAUAAGUUAAAGGUUAUUACAUAGCAUUACAAUCACUCAGCACAGGAUCCAGAGUAACUUAUUCAUAAUGAAAAUAUCAGCGUUAAUCUCAGUGCAAAAGUCCAAUAUUUCCAAAAUGUCACAGGAGAUACUUUUAAAAUCAACCCAUCCAUCCAUUAUCUAUACCCGCUUAUUCCUGGUCAGGGUCAAAGGAGGUGCUGGAGCAUAUCCCAACAUGCACUGGGCAGGAAUACACCUUGGAGAGCUUGUCAGUCCAUCGCAGGACCAUCCUGAAAGGACAUAAAUUAAAGCAAAAAAGAGGGGGGGUGGUCAGGGGAGCCAUGGUACAAUCUUAGGCGGGUUUAUCAGACUCUGUGAGACAGGUUAUUGUAUCCUGACUGUAAUGGCAACCUCUAUAUACCACCAGGGGGCCAGAACAGACAGCCGUGGACUGAAAGUGCAGGUUGGGGUACAACCUGGGUACAACAUCCCGACAACAUCAGAUUUUAGGAUUAACGAGUGUGUUUACCAGGUUCCCAAGCAACGAGCUUUCUCUCGCUAAACGGGUUUCCCAAACACCAUCGUUAGACUGACUUAAGAGGAACUUAAAGAGCUUCUUUGCAAAGUGCGUUACUGCUAAAGCAUGAGUAGUUGAUAAAUCAAUGCCAUGAGUUUGUGCGUGACUCGUUUGUAGCCAAUCAACACUGAAAAAUGAAGUGCUCAAAAUGUGAGAAUGUAUCAUGUUAUCAUUAAAUUAUCGCUAUUUUGAUUCUUAGCGUCUGCCAAAUAAAAUGUAAUUUAAUAAUAAAUAAUUUAUACCCCUGUA